Gongylonema pulchrum is the source of this 573-nucleotide messenger RNA. Lineage: Eukaryota; Metazoa; Nematoda; Chromadorea; Rhabditida; Gongylonematidae. The record is from the annotation of a GenBank genome assembly.
AUGUUGCAGAUUUCAAAAGAGGAAAAACAGGAUGAUAAAGCUGCUGCGGACACCACUGAGAAGGCGUCAGAAGAAUUUUUGAAUGCUAUCUUUGGUGGUAGUGACGACUCUGAUACAGAUGACACUGAUGACAGUGAUGAUGCUACUGAAGAUGACGAACGAAAUAAUGAUCAGAACACCGCUGCGCCAACAUCGAAAGACUUACCUGAUGAUAAGACAACCGGGGAAGUUGCCUCUGAGACUGCAGCUGCUGAAGAAAAAGUGAUCACAAUUAUGGAUAUACCACUGAAAGAGGAUGAAAAUGAGCAGUUUGGGCCAGCUUUACCGCCUACCUUAUCCAACGAAUCCAAGCCAUACGUUGCUGUCAAAACAGAACCACAAAAAGAAAUCGGAGCAUCACCACCGGCACAAAAGGAAGCGAAGCAGCAGUUGAGGCAGAAAUAUCAAAUUCAACGUUUACAGCUUCAUACCAGACGAGCUGGAAAGGCUAUAUACCAUUUGAAAGUGCCAUUGAAAAUUUGGGCAAGUGUGCAGAGACGGUUCUACCUGCAUGAGUUUUGGAUAACUCUCUAA